AUGUCUCGUAAACGAGUUUUUGAUCUGCUGAGGACAAUUAAUGUUGCUGCUUGCCAGUGUCCAGCUCAUAGCCAUAGAGGCAAUAUACAAGUAACAAACACAACUCCUAGCAAAGAUUAUGCUUUUGAAAUCAAAUGUUCUACUGUAAGAUAUGGCCUGGGAGUCACAAAGGAGGUUGGUUUGGACUUGUUUAAUCUUGGAGCUAAAAAUGUUUGUGUAAUGACAGAUCCUAAUGUUGUAUCUUUGAGUCCGACUAAGGCAGUUCUUGAUUCUCUCACCAAACAUGGGAUUCAUUACAAAGUUUAUGAUGGAGUAAGGGUGGAACCAACGGAUUCUAGCUUUAAAGCAGCCAUAGACUUUGCAAAGGCUGGCAAUUUUGAUAGUUUUGUAGCUGUCGGAGGUGGAUCUGUAAUGGAUACCUGUAAAGCAGCUAACUUGUAUUCUUGUGAUCCUGAGGCAGAAUUCUUGGAUUAUGUAAAUCAACCUAUUGGUAAAGGAAAAGAGGUCACUGUACAGUUGAAGCCAUUAAUAGCCAUACCAACAACCAGUGGAACAGGCAGUGAAACUACAGGAAUGAGUAUAUUUGAUUAUGAAGCUAUUCAGGCCAAAACUGGUAUUGCAAAUGCUGCUCUAAGACCGUUAUUGGCCCUUAUAGAUCCUCUUCACACCCUCUCUGUUCCAAAAAAUGUUGCAAUUUAUUCUGGAUUUGAUAUUUUCUGUCAUGCAUUGGAGAGUUUUACGGCUAUUCCAUAUUCAGAGAGAGGGCCUGCGCCAACCAAUCCAGCUUUGAGACCUGUUUAUCAAGGAAGUAAUCCUAUAUCUGAUGUGUGGUCAAGAUUUUGUUUACAGAGUCUAGCCAAAUACUUCUCCCGUUCUGUAAACAACGCGGACGAUGUCGAGGCUCGAUCUAGUAUGCACUUAGCGGCCACUAUGGCUGGCGUAGGUAUCGGAAAUGCAGGCGUGCAUUUGUGUCAUGGACUUGCUUAUCCAAUUGCAGGAAAUGUUAAACAAUUCGUCCCCGAAGAUUAUGGAAAGGAUCCAAUAAUUCCACAUGGGCUAUCAGUAGUCGUAACGGCACCAGCUGUAUUCCAAUUCACGGCUCAGAGUGACCCUGACAAACAUUUAGAGGCCUCGAAUCUCCUAGGAACAGAUAUUUCGGGCAAAAAGCAAAAAGAUGCUGGGAAGAUAUUGUCAGACACAAUAUUGAAAUACAUGGAAAUGAUGAAGAUUGACAAUGGUCUGACUGGACUUGGUUAUUCACUUGAAGAUAUACCACAACUAGUCAAAGGAGCAUUACCACAGCACCGUCUCUUGAAACUGACUCCUUUGCCUCAAACAAAAGAAGAUUUGCAACACAUUUUGGAAGACUCGUUAACUAUUUAUUAA
Messenger RNA from Pieris macdunnoughi, 1386 nucleotides. Lineage: Eukaryota; Metazoa; Arthropoda; Insecta; Lepidoptera; Pieridae. The record is from the annotation of a GenBank genome assembly.